Fusarium keratoplasticum is the source of this 498-nucleotide messenger RNA. Its product is annotated as Cytidine deaminase. Lineage: Eukaryota; Fungi; Ascomycota; Sordariomycetes; Hypocreales; Nectriaceae. Gene Ontology annotation, cellular component: cytosol. Gene Ontology annotation, molecular function: zinc ion binding; cytidine deaminase activity. The transcript is spliced from 3 exons. The record is from RefSeq and is a predicted model, not a curated record. The coding region runs from base 1 to 498 and encodes 165 amino acids.
AUGGAGACUCCAGAGACUAUUUCCAAAGGCGACGCCGCCAGGACCGCCGAGAUCUGUGAGCAACACGGCAUCACGCCGAACGAGUUCUCGGAGCUCCGCCAGCGCGCGACGGCAGCCAAGGCGACGGCUUAUUGCCCGUACAGCCGGUUCCGUGUCGGGGCCACGGUGCUCUCGGGCGAGGGCCAGUUCAUCGACGGCGCAAACGUGGAGAACGCGUCAUACCCCGUGGGUACGUGUGCCGAGCGCGUCGCCCUGGGCACCGCCGUGACGGGCGGCCAUCGCGGGUUCCGGGCCAUCGCCGUCGCCACCGACAUUGCGCCUCCGGCGAGCCCCUGCGGCAUGUGCAGGCAGUUUAUUCGAGAGUUUUGCACGCUGGAGACGCCAAUCAUCAUGUUUGACAAGAAUGAGGACUUUAUCGUCGUGAAGCUUGGUCUGCUUUUACCCAUGUCUUUUGGGCCUGAUCAGCUUCCUCCGCCUGAAGCUCUCAGCAGGACAUAA